This is a messenger RNA of Haplochromis burtoni (Burton's mouthbrooder), 3759 nucleotides long. RefSeq names its product POU class 1 homeobox 1 (gene pou1f1). Gene Ontology annotation, molecular function: DNA-binding transcription factor activity, RNA polymerase II-specific; RNA polymerase II cis-regulatory region sequence-specific DNA binding. Gene Ontology annotation, biological process: regulation of transcription by RNA polymerase II. The record is from RefSeq and is a predicted model, not a curated record. NCBI's taxonomy places the organism in Eukaryota, Metazoa, Chordata, Actinopteri, Cichliformes, Cichlidae. The transcript is spliced from 7 exons. Bases 717 to 1841 code for a protein of 374 amino acids.
GGAGCUCGAUGGGAAAUAGGGAAUCUCAUAGGUUGAGAGUGGGCGGUUAGUUGUAGGUUGGAUAUAAAUACCUGCAGUAGACAAGGACAGAAAAAUGCCGAGGGUAUGACAGACGCCGGCUUACCUGCAACUAUAACAGCGAGAAAAGACGAGAAGCCUUAAUGAGGGAAAUCUGUGUAGCUGAGAAACACAUUUCAGAAAAUGUACCAGUAAUUUAUCUUGAGCUUGAAGCUCCUGAAUAUUCAUCUUCAAGAGUCUUGGCUGAGGGUAGAGUUGUGACUAAAACUGUGAAGUGUUCUGGAUGAAGUGCUGACAUCCACUUCUCUAAGAAAAAAAAGGAAACCUAUCACAGUUUUCUACCUGAAUAUUCCCAAGGGACUCAGGGAAGAAGUAUGCUUGAAUGAGCCCGAGUGAAAGAGAAAAAAACAAGGAGGCGAUACAUGAGGUGAAAGAAGACUAGAACGCAGCUAGAAAAAGACAAAGCAGAACUACAGAACGCCAAAGAAGACAAGACGAAAGGCAGAAGGCAAGACAAGGUAUCCAUAACAAGUCACGCGAGAGGAAGGUAAGGAAACAAAUAGAGAAGGCAAAGGGCAAGCAAAGCAACAUGGGAAAUAAGGCAAAAUAGGCAAGAGACAGAGAAGCGAAGACAAGAAACCAAUCGAUGAGCUGUGUUGAACUUCAGCCGAUCGCCAUUAAAGAGAGGGCAGGAAAAAAUGGCCUGUCAGGCAUUUGGUAGUGACUCCUUCGCCUCACUGACGGGAGAUUCACCCCUGCCUAUCAUUAUGCACCAUGGCUCUACCACCGACUGCCUGCCAACCACGUCCCAUGCUCAAAGCAUGGUCGCUGCAGUGUCAUCUGGGCUGUCCCUGGGUCAGCCCUCCAAGCGUUCCCACAUGCACCUCCCGACUUCCUCCCUGGGCAAUGCUCUCAGCAACACCCCCGCAAGCUUACAUUAUCCAGUCACCCCCUGUCACUACACAAACCAGCAGGCCACCUAUGGCAUGAUGGCAGCACAGGAGAUGCUCUCUGCCAGUAUUUCUCAGACUCGUAUCUUGCAGACCUGUGGUGUCCCUCACCCUAACAUGGUGAGCGGUGCAAAUGCAUUGCAAGGAUCUCUUACUUCUUGCUUGUACAAGUUUCCGGAUCAUGGCCUAAGCAGCGGCUCUUGUGCAUUAAGCCACGGUUUCUCUUCACUGCCCUCGGCCCUUCUUUCAACUGAUGAGGCCCCAGGGGGCCCAAGCGGAGAGAUAAAAAGUGACGGCCAAAGGAAGAGUAUGCGGGACCCAGAGGACGCACCUGCCAUGGAUUCACCGCAGAUACGAGAGUUGGAGAUGUUUGCAAAUGACUUCAAAAUACGGAGGAUCAAACUCGGGUACACUCAGACUAAUGUAGGGGAGGCGCUUGCUGCCGUGCAUGGUUCAGAGUUCAGCCAGACCACGAUCUGCCGUUUUGAAAAUUUGCAGCUGAGCUUUAAGAACGCCUGCAAACUCAAGGCCAUUCUGGCUAAAUGGCUUGAUGAAGCUGAGCUGGCGGGUGCUUUGUACAAUGACAAAAUAGGAAUGAAUGAACGGAAGAGAAAAAGGAGAACAACUAUCAGCCUUGGAGCUAAGGAGGCCCUUGAGCGCAGCUUUGUGGAGAAAAGUAAGCCAUCCUCUCAGGAAAUAGCCCGGAUAGCCAAAGGCCUCCAUCUGGAGAAGGAAGUGGUCAGAGUUUGGUUCUGCAACCGACGCCAAAGGGAAAAACGUGUUAAAACCAGCCUUAACCUCAGCUCGUGUUUGACCAAAAUCAGUCCGAACUGCAUAGCACAGAUGAGUAAAACGCAAAGAGCAAUGACAUAAUUCGAGGUUCGAUGAGCGUGUCUGUGAGGGAGGCUCGUUUGUGACCGUGGUUAAAAAUGUGCUCUUUUCAAAUCUGACAUGUCCAAUAGCAAUUAUUCCAAAUGCCACAGGAGACUUUUACCCUGCUGAAAACAGAUAAAGCUUCUUUUACCCAGCGUUAAGCGGCUGCUUCACUGACUUAAUACUGACAAGAGAAUUUAUAUAAGACCAAGUUUGCCAUAAAAAGUUUAUCUUUGUCUGUUGUCUUUGCACAGAUAUGUCUCUCUGUUAGAUUUUCCGAAUGUAAUAUAUAAAUGUCUGUUUUUAUUUAAAAUUGCAAUUUUAAACAAGAGACAUAAAUGUCAAAGAGCAGCCCGGCCAUUAUUUCCUUGUUGUUUGAAGUUGAAACUGUGACGAUAAAAGGUUUUCAAUAACUGCAUAUGAACUGCUGGCUUGAUGCUGCACCUGCCAGUCUUGACAUUUAAAUGUACUGAAUAUUGGCUGUGCCUUGUUUGCUAUACAACCGCUGAAAGUGUAUUAACCACACAAACCAAAUCUCAUUUAAUACAUCAGCAUCAGAGUACAGACAAGUGCUCAUAAAGAUCAGCUCUGUACCUUUCUGAAAGAAAGCAAUACCAUUAUUGAUUUUGUCCUUUUUUUCCUACAAAAAGAAGUUUUAUUGUUGAUGAAAUGAAGUGUUCUACAUUUACAUCUAUAUUUAACCACAGAACUCCCUGUUGUAGUUGUGUUUGUGUAUUUUUGGUGCCUUUAUGUCCCUUUUUUUUAUUAGCUGUCAGUCUUAAGAAAAAUGCUUUAGCCAAAUGAAUGUAGUUGCAGUCAAAACAGUAAUAUAUUUAAAAACUUUACAACAACCUAUUUAUUUGAGAGCUAAUUUAUUAUGUCAGGCUACUUUACUGUGCACAAGCUCUGUGAUUUAUGGGAUGAAGCCAGGGACAUGGGAAACUUUUUGACAGCAAAUGGAUAUGCAGUCUUCUGUUUCCCUGAUGUAAGAUAGAUGUUGAUGUUUUUGCUUUUGUCGUUGCUGCCUUGAUAAAGUGUCAUACAAAGAAGAACACCAGCCAGUCACAACUCUGACCUGGUUGAGGUGACUGAUGGGAAAGAAACAGAAACGCCACGCCUUUCGUAAGAAGAAAGCACCUAAAAGGAUAAGGAUGUUUUUAUUCUUUUAAAUUUGCAUCAGAAGCCAAUAAUUAUUGUCAAAAAAAACUAGAAAAUGUGACAUAGGACUGGCAACAGACUGAUUUAAAGGGUGUUUAUUAUACUGAAAAUAUAAAAAUAUGGCAAAUAUCUGCCCCUUUCUUUAUCAAAUUGCUCCUUUCAGUUCCCAGGCACUCAAAGCUCAGUCAGUUCACUGCAUAUGUAGCAAGCAAUAACCCGCACUUCACAACUACAGUACGAGUGCCGUCUCUCAUUUUUACUGUAGUACUACAUAAUAUUAUGUUGUGAAUGUCUCACUGGAGAUUCAUAAAUAAACAUACAAGACACUUAAAUUCAGAAAUGAGUGACUAAUGUAAGGCUGUAUAACGGGAGCGCUGCCUGGGGAAAUAAAUGCUGCAGGGUCACACCGACUGCUGUCACUCUGAGUGUCUACACAGCAAAGUUACAGGCACAGCAUGCUUACUAUAAAACUACUAAGAAGCUUCUAAAGGCAGUCGUCCAGAUGCAUUUAGCCUUAAAGUUUUUUUUCAUAUCUACUCCUUUUCCCCCCCACAGUUCAUGUAUUCAGAGAGCUGAAUGGGUACCAUGUAAUUUUUAUAUAAGUAAAUCCAUAAACGUGGCUAAAAUAUAUGCAUGUGUUAUGUGUCGGUGUGUUUGCGCUUCUGUUUGAUACUCUAUUCAACUCUUCAUCAGAUGGAUCAUCAUGCAUCAUUUAACAGUCAAAAUUUAUUUGGCUCCAAAAUAAUAAGUUACUUUUCAU